Messenger RNA from Arachis stenosperma, 1602 nucleotides. RefSeq lists its product as uncharacterized. The record is from RefSeq and is a predicted model, not a curated record. NCBI's taxonomy places the organism in Eukaryota, Viridiplantae, Streptophyta, Magnoliopsida, Fabales, Fabaceae. Gene Ontology annotation, molecular function: zinc ion binding; nucleic acid binding. Bases 1 to 1602 code for a protein of 533 amino acids. The transcript is spliced from 7 exons.
AUGGUGGUUAAUCCCGCUUACAUUGAGAUGCGAGGAUUGAGGAGGUUCGGAAGGCGGUGGCAAUGGGAUCGCAUGGAGGGUAGGUUGGUGAAGGUUGUGGGACAGCGGAGAACUAUAGGAACCCUAAUGGCCACUCACAGACGAGGUCGUACACGUUCACGAGCAGAGAGUAGAAAUGAGCAACCGGCCGAUAACUAUGCCGAAUUCAUGGCGGCAAUGGUUAACCUUACAAAUACCAUGGAGGCAAAUACUGCUGCGACUCUGCAAGCUGUGCAGAGGUUGGGCCAACCGACUGGGAAUGGUAAUGGAGAUGACAACAGAAAUGAUAAUCCGGAAGAAAAUGGUGAUAACAUGGGAGCUUUCUAUAAGAAGUACUUUCCUGAAUCUGCAAGGGAAACGAAGGAGAUGGAACUUAUGCAGUUGAAGCAAGGUUCCUUAUCUGUGGCGGACUAUACUAGCCGAUUUGAGGAGCUCUGUAGGUUCUCUAAGUAUGCCAAAGGAAGAGGGAAUCAGAGUAAGAUUUCUCCAGAUUUAACUUGUGUGCGUUGUGGAUGUUUUCAUCCAAAUGACUCUUGCAAGAUUGGUAUAGGUGGUUGUUUUAAUUGUGGUUUGCCUGGUCAUAUUACGAGAGAUUGCACUUGUGGGAAGAACCCGAAUGCGGGUCAGAGUCAACACCAAGGGCGAGUGUUUGCUAUGAACGCCAAGGAUGUUGCUAAGACGGAUCCUCUAAUGAGAGGUAACUGUUUAAUUGGUGGUAAAAUCUUUGUUGCAUUAUAUGAUAUUGGAGCUUCGCAUUCAUUUAUUUUGUUUGACAAAGUUGAGGAACUAGGCUUGAAAAUGUCAGAAUUGGCAUUUGAAUUGCAUGUACAUACUCCGCAUCAGACGGUUAUGGCUAGGUCAGGUUAUAGGCAAGUAGGUUUCAAGCUUGAGGGUAGAGACUUUGUGCAUGACUUGAUCUGUUUACCAAUGUGUCAGGGUUAUAUUCUGUUGGCUGCAAAUUCGUUAGGUGAUAAUCAGAACCUUGAUCAAAUCCCGAUAGUUAGAGACUUUUUGAAGGUGUUCCCGAAAGAUAUUCCUGAGUUCCCACCUCAAAGGGACAUUGAAUUAGAGCCGGGAGCUGGACCAGUAUCGAUUGCACCGUAUCGAAUGGCUCCGAUAGAGCUGGCUGAAUUAAAGACUCAGUUGGAAGAGCUUUUGAAUAAGAGGUUCAUUCAACCGAGUGUAUCUCCGUGGGGAGCGUCAGUUUUAUUGUUAAACAAAGUGACGGUGAAGAACAAGUAUCCAUUACCUAGAAUCGAUGACAUAAUUGAUCAAUUGCAAGGAGCUGGGGUGUUUUCCAAGAUUGACUUAAGAUCCGGUUACCAUCAGAUAAGGGUGAAAGAGGAUGACAUUUCGAAAAUAGCGAUUAGGACACGCUAUGGACACUACAAGUUUGCGUUGAUGUCCUUUGGGUUGACGAAUGCACCUGCUGUGUUCAUGGACUACAUGAACAAAGUAUUUUGUCCUUUUUUGGAGAAAUUCAUGGUGGUUUUCAUAGACGACAUCUUAGUUUAUUCUAAGAUGGUGAAGGAGCAUAAGGAACACAUGAGAAUUGUGUUUUGA